ACCUGCUGUGCUGAAGGGAGACACAUUUUCCGCAGAGUUGGGCCUUUUUCUUCCUCUCUGCUGACGAGACGUUGGUGAACGACACUAUGCCUGCCGUAGUUAUAAUGGAUGAAAAUUAUGAUAAACUUUUAGAGCAGUGCCAAACACAGGAACUUGAGGCUCCAGGUGGCAUUGCAACCCCUCAAGUGUAUGCCCAGCUGUUGGCUCUCUAUCUACUGCACAAUGACAUGAAUAAUGCCAGGUACCUGUGGAAGCGAAUUCCUCAAGCCAUUAAAUCGGGAAACCCAGAGCUGACGGCCGUGUGGGCCGUGGGUCAGCGCAUAUGGCAGCGAGACUUCCCUGGGAUCUACUCGGCCAUUGCAGCUCACCAGUGGUCUGAGAACAUCCUGCCCGCCAUGGAUGCCCUGCAAGAGACCACACGUAGGAGGGCCUAUGGCCUGGUGGCCCAGGCGUACACCUCCAUCACGGCAGAAGACUUUGCCGCCUUUGUGGGCUACUCUGUGGAGGAAGCCGUGAAGGUCGCAAAAACCAUCAAGCGCUAUGAUGAAACUGGCUCUCGUGAGGACCACCACAGGAAAGGAAGACCCAGAGUUACCUCUGCUGCAGAGGAUAAGUUCAUUAGAGUUAACUGUGCCUCAGAUUGCAGCCCAAAUAAAUGCUUCACAGAGUUCAAGUAACAGACACAUAUCAUCAUCAACUGUUGAGAGGAGACUGCGUGAAUCAGGCCUUCAUGGUUGAAUUGCUCCAAAGAAACCACACCAAUAAGAAGAGACUUGUUUGGGCCAAGAAACACGAGCAAUGGACAUUAGAACAGUGGAAAUCUGUUCUUUGGUCUAAUGACUCCAAAUUUCAAAAUGUUUAUUCCAACCGCCUUAUCUUUGUGAGAAGCAGAGUAUGUGAACGGAUGAUCUCCGUAUGUGUGGUUCACACCGUGAAGCAGGUGUGAUGGUGUGGGGAUGCUUUGCUGGUGACACUGUGAUUUUAUUUAGAAUUCAGGGCACGCUUAACCAGCAUGGCUACCACAGCAUUCUGCAGCGAUACGCUAUCCCAUCUGGUUUGUGCUUAGUGGGGCUUAUCAAUUGUUUUUCAACAGGUUAGUGCCCCAAAACACACCUCCAGGCUAUUUGACCAAGGAGGGGAGUGAUGGUGCUGCAUCAGAUGACCUGGCCUCCACAAUCACCCGACCUCAACCCAAUUGAGAUGGUUUGGGAUGAGUUGGACCUCAGAGUGAAGGAAAAGCAGCCAACAAGUUCUCAACAUGUGUGGGAACUCCUUCAAGACUGUUGGAAAAGCAUUCCUCAUGAAGCUGGUUGAGAAAAUGACAAGUGUGCCAAGCUGUCAAAGGGUGGCUACUUUGAUUUGUUUAACUUUUUUUAACACUUUUUUGGUUACUACAUGAUUCCAUAUGUGUUUUUCAUAGUUUUGAUGUCUUCACUAUUAUUCUACAAUGUAGAAAAUAGUACAAAAUUACGAAAAACCCUUGAAUGAGUGUGUCCAAACUUUUAACUGUUACUGUAUCUCUUCAUGAAAUGAUAUAAACUCAUUUUUAUCAGUAGAGGCAGAUAAAGCUAAAUUGUUCAUGCAGGCGGGGAUGAAGAUGGUUAGUACUUUUCUAGAGUUGAAAGACCGGAAAAUAGUCAUCAAACUAUUCCCUUUUCAUCUCUUUUUCCGUUUCUUUUCCCCUCCUAUUCUCUACCCACCGCUCCUCUCUGGUUUCUUUCC
This is a messenger RNA of Oncorhynchus masou masou (cherry salmon), 1722 nucleotides long. RefSeq names its product COP9 signalosome complex subunit 8-like. Bases 87 to 677 code for a protein of 196 amino acids. The transcript is spliced from 6 exons. Gene Ontology annotation, biological process: protein deneddylation; COP9 signalosome assembly. Gene Ontology annotation, cellular component: COP9 signalosome. The record is from RefSeq and is a predicted model, not a curated record. NCBI's taxonomy places the organism in Eukaryota, Metazoa, Chordata, Actinopteri, Salmoniformes, Salmonidae.